CGCACGCAGAAGGUGUUGCUCAAGUGUUCUUUUGCGACUCAUAUGGAAUGCACGUCCAGUUUCGCGGUCAGAUGCUGCGUUGUUGGAAUUUCACGUCCUUCACUUUGAGUUGAGAUCAGAUUCGUGGGCGUUGCCCCCUUCAUAUAUCCACCGCCUUAGCGACCAACCUUACCCUGAGACGACAUAGGACAUAGCGUCAUUCACUAUGCCACCACGCGCCGUGAACAAGCGAGCGACAGGAACGCCUGGGCGCGCUGGGUCGAUGCCAGUCGUGUCGCCUACUUCCGGCAGUCAUCGGCUCGUGCAGCCACAUCUGCGCGAACUCCAGGCAACGCCAGCCUCCCGGAGACAGUACAGUUACGGCUCUGGACCAGAACCGGCACCUUCUCGCGCGGAGCGCUCAUUGCGCAGGGGACAGCAGCUCGACCUAGGCCAUGCGGUUGGCAGCGUGUUGCAACGCCAAGAUGAGGAGGACGCCCAGACGUCGAAGAAUGCGAUGCCUCCCCCGCCUCGGCCUCAACAGGACCUGGAACGAGACGAGUUGGCUGGAGAUGCCGAUCUAUUUGAUGCAGAAGCCGACCGAACUCCCAAAAGGAGCACGCGGCGGGCUGCGACGGCGGAGGUGACAGCGCAGGAAGAAACUAAUGGCAUUCACCCGCGGUCGUAUUUGUCGUCGUCCGUGACUUCAGACGCGGCCCACCAGCCAUUGGAUGACAUGUCUGAUGACAGAAGUUUCAUCACCGAAAGCGAGCUGUUUGACCAGGCUACUAUCGGCUCCUCACCCAAAUCGAUACCGACACCGGCCUUACGCGCGAGGUCAGGCCGCGCAGCGCAACAGCGGCCUUCGGCGCUGCGUCAUUCAGAACAACCUCUUGCUGACCAGACGCCUGCCGUGCUAGAGUCGGCAACCGAAGCCUUGGUAUCAGAGGCGCCAGCUCGCUCUGCGUUUAAAGCAGCUCCCAAUCUAGCACCUGCGUCCCUCCAACCCAGGCAAAGCGAGUUGAGGAGCCCCCAGCGUAAGACUGCGGCGUCGCGAGCGGCCGCAAUCCAGCAGGAUACCGAUCAAGCCUCCUCAGGCCUUGCCCGUUCGAGAACCCAGGCGGCCAGUCGUAGCAAGUUCGGCGCGACGCAGGAAGUUACCAGCAACAACAACAACUUCGCCUCGAAUUAUAGCGACGCUGACGAUGCACUGCAACGCCAGAUUGCUGCGUCGGAUUCGUCUGACGCCGCCGACGCUGCACCACCCCCCAAGACCUCUGCACUCUUUGCGAAAAGCGCGUCUUCUCAACUCGGGAGAAAGUUUCAGAAACCUACUAGCGGGCGCAUUGGGCCUUUGCGACAGACUGCAAGGUCUGCCUCGGGUAGUACUGUGGUGUUGGAGGCCGAAGAGCCCAGUUGGCUGGAGUAUAUCCGGUUUCAAGCACUUUGGGACUGGCUGAUGAGCAUUAUGGACAACUUCAACGAUGGUUUAGCCUGCACAGCUCGCCGCCUGCUUAAACUGACACGCGAGUACGGGGCACAAACGCUAGGGUUCAUCGUGGCCUCCAUGCUCGUCCUCUGGGCCGCCAUUGCGCUGUCGCAGUCGGGCGCGCCUGGCGCUCUGUGGGACGCUGUUCCGACGUCAGUUCCAUCAGGAUUGCCACCCUGGCAUGGAGUCAAGGGGUUGGCAAAUUCAGUCGGCAACCUGGUGCAUUCCAUACCGCUUCCCAGCUUCUCUAGGGACAGCGACAUCUCGGGUCUGUGGAGCCGUGAAGGGGAAGAAGACCGCACCGCUGCCGACUAUCUUCGCCAGCAUAAGAAGGACUACAGCGCAUUGAAGAAGGCGACAGACUUCAACAACGCGGCUCUGAAGAAACUUCAAAAGGUUGUGCCGAAUGUUGUCCACAUGGAGCUCAAGGAUGGCAAACCAGUGGUCGCUGAGCAAUUCUGGCACGCCAUCCGUGACCUACUCCGUGUAGAUGGAAGCUUCCUCAACAUGGACAAGGAGCAUGGCGAGUUUGCAGUGUCUUCAGACAAGCAGUGGAGCGCAAUCGCCACGCGCCUGGCUAAUGAUCCAACAUGGACCGGCAAGCUCAACGCCGGCCUUGAAGACGCGCAUAAGCGCGUGGAGAACCAGGUGUCGGUCUCUUGGGAGGCAUGGGUCCGGGACAACGAGGACAAGAUUGCGAGCCAACUAGGCUCUGCCAUCGAACAGGUCAACGCAGCCGCGUCGGAGGACAAGCUUGACGGUGUCGUCAAAACUCUUCUCGAGAAGCAAGUACAAACCGACUCGACCAUUGUCACGCGCGAAGAGUUCAUCCGUCAUCUGAACAACGAAUUUUCCGGCCACAAGGACCAGAUGCGUCGCGAGAUGGAGGAGCUUCUGCCGCGCUUCAAAGGCAUGCUCGACGAAGCCGUGGCCGUGGCCGUGGCCAAGAGCCAGGCGCCGCCCGCAGGCAUGAACCGUGCCGAUGUCACGAACCUGGUCAACGACAUGAUUCGCAAGUCGCUCGCCAGUAUCAACAUUGAGGCCCUUGCACGCGGCAAAAUCCACUCCCACUGGUCCACUGACCUUUCCAACCAAGUGAACUACUUCGCCCUCGGCGCCGGUGCCACCAUUGAUGGCAAGCGCACGUCUCCCAUCUUCGACCCGCAUAAGAAGGGCUUCGUCAAGGAGAAGGCCUACGAGAAGGGACUUCGCGGCGCCAAGCCGUUGCCGCCUGCAGCUGCUCUCACGCCGUGGGAGGAAGAAGGGGACUGCUUCUGCGGAGCUCGACAGCAAUCUGACCGAGGGAACCCGCACGAUGUCUCCCUCUCCGUUCAGCUGGGACACCAGGUCAUCCCUCAGUACAUCGUGCUCGACCAUAUUCUUCCCGGCGCGACCACUGACCCCGGGGCGAUGCCCAAGAACAUUGAGAUUUACGCCAAGUACGAGGACCCCGAGCUCCGGGGGCUGGCCUUGGAUUUCAGUGCUGUGUUCUUCCCGGAUGGCGAGAAGGCCUGGGACUACACGCCUCAGAACUUUGGCGAAGAGUUUGUCAAGAUCGGCCAGUUUGUGUAUGAGGGCGCGCAGGCCAACAGUGGCGUGCAGAUCCACCGACUCAGUGAUGAGCUGGUGCAGAUGCGAGCAGGGACGGACCAGGUUGUCGUCCGGGCGACGGACAACUAUGGCGCCGAGAGGCAUACGUGUUUCUACAGGGUGAGGAUGUAUGGCGAGAAGAUGUAAAGGGGUGUUUGCAGGCUGGAAAGGGAUGGUACACAAUACCCGGGGCAUGUCCUCUAGCGGAGCGUCACCUUGCUCAUUCUUCGUCGCAUGUAUGAUUUAGUUGGCAGCUACGGCGUUUCGUGUUCUAUUUCCCCAAGGCGC
Messenger RNA from Emericellopsis atlantica, 3346 nucleotides. RefSeq lists its product as uncharacterized. Gene Ontology annotation, biological process: nuclear envelope organization. The transcript is spliced from 2 exons. Gene Ontology annotation, cellular component: nuclear envelope; meiotic nuclear membrane microtubule tethering complex. The record is from RefSeq and is a predicted model, not a curated record. NCBI's taxonomy places the organism in Eukaryota, Fungi, Ascomycota, Sordariomycetes, Hypocreales, Bionectriaceae. Bases 206 to 3205 code for a protein of 999 amino acids. Gene Ontology annotation, molecular function: protein-membrane adaptor activity.